This is a messenger RNA of Pecten maximus, 10741 nucleotides long. RefSeq names its product microtubule-associated serine/threonine-protein kinase 3-like. Lineage: Eukaryota; Metazoa; Mollusca; Bivalvia; Pectinida; Pectinidae. Gene Ontology annotation, biological process: peptidyl-serine phosphorylation; intracellular signal transduction. The record is from RefSeq and is a predicted model, not a curated record. Gene Ontology annotation, molecular function: magnesium ion binding; protein serine/threonine kinase activity; ATP binding.
CAUGUGUGUUUACAUACAUGUGUUAUUUGUUAAAAGUAAACAUUUGAGAAGUUUACUCUUUACUUUACAAACGACAAUAAAUUACAGCAACUUCGUAUGAUAAUGAGUAAAAAUCAAUAUCUAGACGCAGUGUAUGCACGUGUAUGUUAUUAUAUCAGUCUAAGAAAAUCUUGUCUAUCGACAAAAUGACCAUAAUGGCAAGAACAGCACUUGGCCAACAGCACGACUUUGGCAAAUUGAAAAAUAAACUGAGAAAUGAAUUAGUAAUAUAGUUAUUAUACCAUCCUUGGACUAGAAAGAAGUUACAAAAUGGCUUCAUCAAGGAAAUCAUUAACUUCUAAAUUCUCAUUGGAAGUACGUGGAAAGAAAGUUUCGUCUCCGAAACCGACCAAACCACAAAGUACUUCAGGAAAAAAGUCUGGGCUUACCAGUAAGUCUUCUACAGAUGAAAAAGUUGAUCCGAGUAAAGCAACGUCUGCUGAAAAAGCAGAGAAGACAGAGAAAGCUGAGAAAACUGAUAAAACAAGGAAAGUCCGGACAAAAUCAAAGGCUGACACCAAGGAACCUCGUUCAAGUAGCUCCACGACUACUUCUCGAUCACCAGCAAGACAAUCAAGUGCUUCUCGAGGUCAAACUUCUCGAUCAGCUAAGGAUACUAAAGUAGUGCGGCCUAAACCUGUUCAGGCAAAAACUGUGAAAGACACCACUGAAAGUGUCUCUAAAGACCAAUCAGAAUCUAGUCAUAGUUCUACAGUAUCUCAGUGUGUGGUAAAUACAAAAACAGUGGGCAGUGUAAAUUCUUCAAUAACAUCUGCUGCUGAUGACUCUACUACAGCAACAGUCAGUUUGAAAGAUGUAAGUCUUGAUUUCAAAGAUGUGGGUCAUGUUGAUAAUGUGGAGGGCAGUAUGGAGAAAUCCACUGCACAGAAACUCUUCCGCCCUAUAUUUAGACUAGGGAGUAAUGAAUCACAGAAAACUGAUGAAGAGGAAAACCUUCCAAGCUUGGAGCUGAAUUCUGACACUUCUAGUCUUGAGCAAGUAACAGAUCCUAUCGCUUGUCUGUCGGGUGUUUCCCAGGAAACUGUUAAUGAAUCUGUUACAUCAUCUGUAAGCUUCAGCAUAUCGGAGAGUACAAGUACUUCAGAGCUUACAUCAGCUGCUGUAGAAAAAUCACCAAAGUCCAGUCUUACCCAUAGAGAAAGUAUUAACGAUGAAUUGGAGGAAAUGUCUCGGUCAUCUUCCGGGUUUUCCCCUUGCAGUACGACUGCAAGUUUCCGGAGUUUUGAUGGUAGAAGUAGAAUUGAUGAUUUCAGCGAUGACAAUAGUGACUGUCCGAGGCUGAGAGAAAGCAUAGAUCUCAGUGAUGACAUGCAAGAUUUGGAAGUCGCAAGUAUUACUGUACCUCUAAAUAAACAGUUGCGAAUUGUCACCUCCAUGGACCGAAGUCUCCGCCCCUCGGCACCAGACCGCCGUGCCAGUUCUCCGGCCAACAUGGACGUGCAGACAGGAGGAGGUCUCCUCAAACGUUUGUCCCAUCAUCUCCUGUUUGUAGACUUCAUGAGACGCAAAGGCUUGUCCUCUUUUCUGAACAACUUUCCAUCCGAUAUGACCAUUGACAGCUUUAGGCACCUGACAGACAUAGAGCUACAAGAAACCUACCACAUCGAGAAUCCGAGUGUUCGCGCACGGAUCAUGCAUGCUGUGGGGCAGGCCAGUCGGGAGGAUCUUGAUACAGAUGAGUCUGACAGUGGUGUGGCUGGGUCUCCAGGGCCGUUGUCACCUCGGAUACGGCGCCCCGCCCAGGAUGAGUUCCCCCUUGGUCUACACAUGCCUGGAGGGAUCCGACGUCUCCAACGUACCUUGUCGGAGGAUUACAGAGGUCAUCGGCGACGAGAAAGUCUACCCAGCACUCCGACAGGUCUACCCACCAACCUCAGUGGGUCGGGGCAUCUGGGCCACAGUGUUGGAGCUCUGAUAGAACCCACCAAUCUGAUGAGGAUGAGGAACAUAGUCCUCGGUCAGUCGGCACCCUCUCUUACCGGCAUGAAAGACUUCACAUAUGGCAGGAGAGGAAGUCGACAAAGGAAGUCUAUGGUUGGUCCGACCACGUCCCCAGUACUGUCGGCUAGAUGUCCGUCACCUCAGACUCUUGGAAACAGUCCCCAUGAAAGUCCACGUAACAUGUCUCCAAACCAGCAUGGAAGCUUUGCCUUCCACAACGUACGAAAGUGUGAUGGAAGACGCUGGUCGUUUGCCUCUCUGCCAUCUUCGGGCUAUGGGACCAACACCCCUGGCAGUUCCAAUGUAUCUUCCCAGUAUUCUUCCCAGGAGAAGCUCAAUCAGAUAGCCUACCCUGUGGGGAGCGACGAGCUGACACUGUUCACGCGGAACCUCACGGCUGCUGAUCAUACAGUUGAUGAGGAUGGUGGUCACUCACCCGUGUCCCCGCUCAUGCGGCCACGAUCACGCAGUCUCAGUUUAUCCUGGCUAGCAUUAGAUAGUCCUGGUCGCUCUCCUGGCGGAGAUGAAAUCAUCAUGAUGAACAGCGUCUACAAAGAACGGUUCCCCAAGGCUACGGCUCAGAUGGAGGAGAAACUGAACAACUUUAUUGAACAGAACAAAGUGCUGCCUACGGAGCAGGAGGGGGACGCAAUCACACGUUUCUUACAUCACCAAGUGAUGGAGUUGGCACGCGACUGUCUCACCCAGUCCAAGGAUAAGCUCAUCACACGCUCAUACUUUUUUGAUCUCUCAGACAAGCUCGAGAAACUACUCGAAGAUGCACAGGAGCGGGAGUUUGUGGCGUACAACUAUAUCUAUCCUCUUGUAAAGAAGUUUCUGCUGAUCCUGUCUCGUCCCAUCCGUCUUCUCGAGUGUCUGGAGUUUGACCCAGAGCAGUUCUACCAGUUACUAGAAGCAGCUGAAGGUCAGGCCAAGGAGACCAUCAAAGCAGACAUACCUCAGUAUAUCAUCAACAAGUUGGGGCUCAACAGGGACCCUCUGGAAGAUAUGGGGAUGGAGGAGCCAGAUGAUUCAAUGGAUGCUGAAGAAGAAUUCAUGGAGAGGAGAGAUUAUGUGCCAAAGUUCAAAACGCCUCGUGAAGAGGAUUUUGAGACAAUCAAACUGAUUAGUAAUGGUGCUUAUGCAGCGGUAUACUUAGUACGUCACAAAGACAGUCGACAGCGGUUUGCCAUGAAGAAGAUUUGUAAACAAAAUCUAAUCCUGCGGAAUCAGACGGAACAGGUCUACACGGAGCGAGAUAUACUCAGUUUUACAGAAAACCCGUUUGUUGUCAGUAUGUACUGCAGUUUCGAUACAAAGAAACACCUGUGUAUGGUGAUGGAGUAUGUGGAGGGUGGCGAUUGUGCUAACCUCGUUAAGAAGUGGGGACCACUCCCCUUCGACCUUGCUAGAAUGUACUUUGCAGAAACAGUGCUAGCAUUGGAGUAUCUCCAUAGUUACGGCAUCGUGCACCGGGAUCUCAAACCAGACAACCUUCUUAUCACUGCCACAGGCCACAUCAAACUCACAGACUUUGGUCUCUCUAAAAUUGGGCUAAUGAGUUUGACUACCAAUCUGUACGAGGGCUCUAUAGAUAAAGACUGUAAACAAUUCCGUGACAAACAGCUGUUCGGAACACCCGAGUACAUCGCGCCGGAGGUCAUCCUUCGUCAGGGCUAUGGUAAACCAGUGGACUGGUGGUCGAUGGGAAUCAUACUCUACGAGUUCCUGGUUGGAUGUCCGCCAUUCUUCGGAGAGUCUCCCGAGGAACUUUUCUCACAAGUCAUCAAUGAGGAGAUAGAGUGGCCCCAGGAGGAAGAAUGGCAGGUACGAGAUGAUGCACGCGACCUUAUCACUCAGCUGCUGCAGCACAACCCGCUCAACCGUCUGGGAACAGGGGGCGGCAACGAAGUCAAGGAGCAUAUAUUCUUCCUGGAUGUCGACUGGGAGAGAAUCCUCAGGAAAAAGGCUGAAUUUGUGCCAGAACUGGAGGACGAGGAGGAUACCAGCUUCUUUGACACACGAAUGGAUCGCUACAAUCAUGAUCUAGACGCUGAUGACACGGAAGACGAUGGUGACGAUGUGUUGUUUCAGAGUUUUUCUUCCUGUUCUCCUCGUUACAGCAAAGUCUACUCCAAAAUAGAGGAGCUACAUGAGAAUAAGGAGAAGGAAAGCCGACGGAGACAUUCCAGUGCGGAUGAGAUGCGCACAAGACUAUUGGAGAAACAGGCGUUAGAUAGGAAGGAUUCCAACCAAUCAGAAGGCUCUGAUUCCUCAUCCGAGAUCCAAGGGUACCUCCGGCGCGACACGAGUAGUACACUUGUUGACACCUUGGAUCGUAAUGACGGUUCUAUGAAGCUCGACGAGGAUGUAUUUAGCUCACCAGAAAGCACGCCACGAUCACAGCCCAAGACAAGUACACCGGAGAGUGCAGAGAGAGACGACUCCAGCUCAAAGAAACAGGAAAUCCGUCCACCAAUCAUUAAGAGUAUCAUUCCCAAAUUUGCAAUCUCUACUGACGAUGACAAGGUGCAAGGAUUAUGUAAAGAAUUAUCACCCGUGGAUGAGAACAAGGAGAAGGGCAGCGUGACACUACCCAGUACCACAGGAGGGCGGAAACAGCUCCAGAAGUCUGCCUCGACCACCGCCCUUACUCUCCUCAUACAGCCAACAGAUGACUUUAUAUCUGCUCCAGUUACCUCCCCUGGAUCAAGCACCAGUUCGCGGGACGGAUCUCCAUCCAGGGAUGUCUCGCCUCUCGCCCGUAACCUCAAACCACCGACUAUCAUAAAGAAAGGAGCACGAGGGUUCGGCUUCAACAUACACACGAUCCGUGUUUAUCAGGGCAACACAGAUGUCUACACUCUUCAACAUAUUGUUGUGAGUGUUGAACAGAACAGUCCAGCGUUUGAGGUGGGACUGCGACCAGGUGAUCUCAUCACCCAUGUUAAUGACGAACCAAUCCAAAGCCUACUCCACACGCAAGUCAUCCACCUCAUCCUGAAGGGUGGAAACGUUGUCCAAAUCCGCACCAUCCCCAUGGAAAGCACCACCAUCCAAACAGUGCAGAGCAAGCGACGUAGCCACCCUGGCAAGAUGGCUCGUCGAUCUAGUCAGCGUAAACGACAAGAACGCAAAGGAGAGAAAAAGAAAGGCCGUUCACUGUUGCGUCGUCUCAGCUCCAAGAAAACUGAUCACCAUAUCCUGCCAAGCUCGCCACUGACUUCAUCGCGGUCUUAUUCUUCCAGUACCUUCAGUAAAUCCUGGUCUUGUGGUGACAGCACUCCUGGAUCAGGGAAGGCCAAUCGCUCUUUACCCAUCUCCAUGCCUUGGUCACCUGACUCAUCAGCUGCCAACUCCUCCACAAGUUCUUCCCCUAGCUCAUCAGCCCCUAACUCCCCGGCGAGUUCCUCGCAGUUCUGUCGGCCGAGCUCCCUACAUGGACUCAAGCACAAACGUGCACAGAGCCUCAAGUCUCCACAUCGUCGGAAGUCCGUACAUAACAUCCCGUUGUCUCCUCUCGCUCGAACACCAUCACCCUCACCCAUGCCACCAGCUUCCCCCACACGCAGUCCCAGUCCUCUCGCGCUUGCCCAUGGGCACCAGAUCGGCAGCUCUCACAUGGUACAACAAACCAUACCAUCUCACCUCAACUCAUCAACGCAGGCCCAGGCUACAACGCCUGUUGCUAGGAAGCCAUCGUUUACACGCCCCAAAAGCUGCGAACCAGGCUCCCCAUUAUUACGCAGAGCUUUAUCGCCUGACAGACUCCACCCUAACUCUGCGGAGAAAGUCACGACAGUGCAGAGGAAGGCUUCACUACAGGAAAAAAAGAGUAGCCUUUCUGAUGCUCUAUGACAUGAAUGUUGUGAUAAUCCUUGUGUCAAAGCACGUUCUACUCUAAGGGCUCAAUGCAAUCUUUAUGUUUGUAAUGUGCUUGGCUUGAAUGCCCAUGUCUUCAUUAUGAGGCCAGAAAUGUCUGUGAUGUGCAUGAAAUUUGAUCGAAGAAGUUGAAUGGUCGAAAAUGUCUUGUUCGAGUAAACUGCAGUCAUCGUGCAGUUGGAAAUGUCGGUGAUGUGAUUGAAAUUGGAUAGGUAACGUUUAGAUGGUCGAAAUGUCAUGUUUGAAUUUGCUGUGGUUCGGCUGCGGUCAGAAAAUUCUGUGAUGUUCUCAAGGCGAUUAAGGACGAGUGAACAUUAGCAGUGUGGGCCGAGUUUGAACAGCUACGAGGAGUAUGUGACUACAUAUACCUGCAUUUUUUUCUGUAAAUCUUUAUUUAUCAAUGUGCUCACAUUUAGGUGUUCAAAACAAUUUUGUGUACAAAUUUAACUUGGUGCUGUGUAUAAGGGAAAGUCUUCUCAAGACUGGUGUUCCAUAAUGUCCAAGGAAAUAAAUGAAUGGAAAUAUUGUUUUUCACAAUAAGCAUUUCGCUCGGAGCAAAUGUUCGAAUUGGGAUCCUAGGAUGUAAUGGACUGUGAGUCCGGACUAUGGAGACAGUACAGUGGAAACCACUUACUGGGAGAUUGUAAAUAAGUGUGAUGUUAAAGGAUGAGGCACAGUAUACCAAAUUAUACUUUGGCCACAGUGCUAGAUAAAUGUGGAACGAAUGCUGUAAUAAGCUACGCUGUGAGUGUGAUAGCAAGUCAGCAAUUUGUAUUUAACUCGUGUGACUGUGCGGCACCAACUCAUGUUCAAGGAACAAAAUCGUAAAUUAUUAUCGUUAAUGGAAUGUAUUUUUUUUUCUUCAUUGUUUAUCAGAUGUGUAUCAUCUUGUGAUAUUAGUGUGUGUUUGAGUUGUGGUUACCGUUACAAUAUUGCCUGUGAUUAAAUUGUACUACUCUGUGCUUUCAUCAGUGACUGCCACAAGUCAGUGUGUCGGGCCGGUUGAUAGGGUGAUGUCACCAGCUAACUGUAUACUAUAGGUGACUGGGACGACGUUUGAAUGGCAAGCUUAUAUAAAUAUUUAAAAGAUUCUAGAAGAAUACUCACCUGUUUUGUAAAUUGUGACAGUAUAUAUAUAUAUAUAUAUAUAUAAAGUUCUUUUUGAAUAUCAUUUUAUGUUAACAUUAUUCUAUACGGUCAGGUUUUUAAAUUGUGACCGAAACACAUCCAAUUGUACUCUUAUGAUAUAUCACUCAGCCCUACUUGUUCAAAUCUUGGUCAACUUACAUCAAGUCAUGUAUAUAUAAGUAUGAUACGAUUCUACACUCCUUGACUGUGUGUGCACUGUCACAAAAAUGCAUAAAAUAGCACCCAAUGCAUAAAAAUGUAUCAAGUCAACAUCAAGUAAAGAAAAAAACAUUAAACGUGUCCUGAAAUGAUUGUUUAGAACAACAAAAACUAUGUACCAAAUAUAUAUUCAGAGGCUGGGCACAUAAGAAUUUCUAAUCAAGAUAUCCAAAUGUUAUUUGAUAUUUCGGAGUUCAUCAAAAUAUGUUAUUUCUUGGGCAUUUCUGGUGAGAAGCAAAAAUUUUCUAGUGUAGUAAAAUUGUUGUGGAUUUUCCCCAGCAUCACGUCAAUAUUAAUUUAGAUUUUCCCAAACCCAAAGGCCCUUAGCCUCGGUCCCCAAACAACAGAAAUCACUUUGAUGUACUGGAGAUAUUGUACAUUAUGUAAGAACAUAAUAAUAUGUAUUAAUCUUACUCUUUGUCACAGAUUUAUUGAAAAAAAAGGAAUUUCCUUGGAUUUUCUACUUUUCCAGAGAAUCAAGAAAUGAUUUAUAGUAAGUCUGCUUUUAGACAACAACAGUCAAUGAAUGGUAGAAAUGUAAAGAUUGUGUAUUUACUCAAAUUUUUUUAAAAAUUUUGAUAGGUGAAGUAAACUAGAAUUUGAACAAGUGGGUCCGAUUCGUUUCUUACUUAGCUGAAGUUCAGUCCGUAGUUUGUGUAUAUUGCUGUAACUAUAGGUUUACUUGUACUUGGUUCUGUUGGCGUGUAUUUUAUCACAGAGGUAACAAUGAGACCUAAGAUUACACUAAUGCUUUAACACACUUUGAAAUAUUGUGAUAAAUUGUGGUGUUGUACAUAUAUGUGUAAGAUGAUUUUGUGGACUAUUUUGUAUUUAUAAAUUCUUAGAUGCAUACAAUGUAUUUUUGUCUUGAUGUAUCAGAUACAUGUAACACAUUAUGAAUGAUAUUUUUUUUCGGAUGAAGACACAACUAUUAGCUCUGGUGCCUGUGCAGAUUAAUGAAUUAAUUUAUAUUAAUUAAGUACAUGAUUAUCUUCAUAGUUACUGUAGUCCCUACACCCAGUCACCAAAGUAACCAUUAUAAACCAACAUCUACUGUUACCAUGGAAACCAUACUCUGAUUUACUGUUACCAUGGAAAUCAUGAUAGACCCAUAUCUAAUGUUACCAUGGAUACCAUGAUAUACCUGUAUCUGCUGUUACCAUGGAUACCAUGAUAUAUCUACUGUUACCAUGGAUAACAUGAUAUACCUGUAUCUACUGUAACCAUGGAUACCAUGAUAUACCUGUAUCUUCUGUUACCAUGGAAACCAUGAUAUACCCAUAUCUACUGUUACCAUAUGCAUGGAUACCAUGAUAUACCUAAAUCUACUGUUUCCAUGGAAACCAUGAUAUACCUGUAUCUACUGUUACCAUGGAAACCACGAUAUACCUGUAUCUACUUUUAUCAUGGAUACCAUCCAUACCAUGAUAUAUCCAUAAGGAAGCUAUGAUAUACAUUUCCCUGCAAUCACUAAGGAAACCAGAGAAUACCUUAUAAUUAUAUAGAAAAUAUCUUAAAUUUUACAUAAAAGUUACAUCAAGUUUCUUCAGGAACCAUUUUCCCAAAGAAAAGUAAAAAUCAGAAAUUUAUCUUCCAAGUCUUAACCAGACCUUUCUGUAUCAUCCUAAUUCAGGCACAAGAUGUAAAAUUUAGGAAGAAAACAUUCGGACUAGUAUAGUUAGUGUCUGAGACAGUGGAGAGUUGGGCCAUCAUGGAAUAAUUUAGGCCAAACAAAGAAAUAUAUAUGUUUCCAUUGCUAAGCUGUAAAUAGGCUUAGUGAAAAGAAUUUCUUGUUUCCAAAGACCAUACAUGCACAUUUCUUAGUAGUUGAAAUUGUUUAUCAGAGAAAAUGUUUGGAGAAGAGGUUUUCAUUACUAAAAUCAAUUGUUGCAAUAGAUUCUCAUUAGUGGGAGUACAAAAUUAUUACAGGGUAAAGAAAAUAAAAUCAUCUUUUUUUUUCUGCAUUUAUAUAUUCAUACAUGUGUUAAAGUGUCUCCUCAUUAAACAUGUUGUCGGACAAUCUCCAAUAAACUGUGGUAAUAUACAACAAGCUGUAGUUUUGACACAUAGAAGCCCCGUGACCCAUGACCUCGUGAUCAUUGUACGUUGUUGUACUGUUAUUUGUAUAUCAAUGUUAUUUAUUGGUAUAAUUUGUAGUUGAUUUUUCAAUACAAAGGAAACCUGUAAGAAAAACACAUUUUUAAAAGAAUUUUGUAAAUUUUCAUUGAGAAUCUGAAAUUAUCAAAUGUUGUUUGUAGCAAAUGUGGUUUGUGAAUUUAAAGAUAUUCGUGUACAGUAUUGAAAUACAAUGUAAGCAGAAGACCUGUCAUUAUUUUGCCAUUAUCAUAUCGACAAUAUUAAUGAAUAAGCAAAAAUUAUAAUUUGUAAAGUCCUUGAAUUUUAACCAUCUGCAAUCAUUGGGGAUUCUUGAAAAAACUAUUGUAUCAUUGAAUACUAAAUAAGGGUUUGAGUUUUAUGAUAUUGUAAUAUUUCCUUUUUUUUUGGUACGGAAACAAAAGAUACCAGUAAACUUUUGGGCUUUUAAAAUGCUGAUUUAACAAAAAUUAGGAAAUCGUCUCAAAAAUCAUAUAAGGGUGUUAAAAAAAUUAAAUAUUUCUUUUACACAAAAUAAUGGCUGCAGUGUCCUUUUCAUUUAAUUUCGCAAUUUCUGCUAAAAUAUACAUGUACAUUAUUUUUGCUUCAUAGUUUUGGCAAAAUCUUAAAAUAUGAACCACGGAAAAAAAAAAUCUUUACUGUUCUUUAUUGUUCUCCAAAUACCGUAAGUCCCUGUCCACAAAUUUUUGCUGAAUCAUCAAUUUUGAAAAAGUAAAUAUAAGGUAAAAGUGGUUCACAAGCAAGCCCUCCCCAAAGUUUGAUAUACUAAACCUACAGGGGGAGAGGAUACAUUGAGAGGAUCAUUUGAGGAUAAAUUCAGUAUGUGGAGACACCAAUAUCAGUCAGAACUUUAAAGGAAAAUCCAUGUUUGUCAUUGACAAGAAUUAAACUUCUACUUUGAUAAGUAAUCUGUAAAUAUUAUUCUUUUUUUGAUCAAAUCUGGAAUCAUCAGAAAUAAAAUAUUUGCAAAAGGCUCAAAUGGCAGGUCAUUUUGCUUGCAUGUUGGAAUAUUAUGUGAUAAUUUCAGAGUGAUUUGAGUGCGUUCUUACUCGGAGGAUGAUUAAAAAGUGUUGUGUCGGCUGUUGUUUUUGAUAAUCCUAAUAUCACUUGUGUGCGUCUUAUGUCCGUAAAGUUUGAUAGUAAUUUUUGUUACAUGUGAAUCAUGGUUACUAUUAGUUAUAUGUUGGUUAUAUGUUGAUGAGCAGUUAAGUAUUUUUGUUUAUCAUUACUGUAUCAGAGAUAAAUGUAUAUAUAUAUAUGCUGUGUACAUAGGUAACACUGUAGAUACCAAUUUUUAUUUGGACUCAGAUUUGAUCUCGCUGUGGUUAUACCUGUGCUAUUUGUGAUUAGUGACAUUGCCGUACUGUGCUAUAAAUUCUCACCUAUUCACAAUCGA